This is a messenger RNA of Aureobasidium pullulans EXF-150, 1374 nucleotides long. RefSeq lists its product as uncharacterized. Bases 1 to 1374 code for a protein of 457 amino acids. NCBI's taxonomy places the organism in Eukaryota, Fungi, Ascomycota, Dothideomycetes, Dothideales, Saccotheciaceae. The record is from RefSeq and is a predicted model, not a curated record. The transcript has 2 exons.
AUGGACCGCAACGAAAUCUGUGAUAUCGAGGACCGCGUGGCACGUUGGUUAUGGGUCGUCAAAUACACCGAGAUUCGAAGAACGAAACUCUGCAAGUGGGUGUCUAAUUUUCACACUGAACAGCUGGAAUGUCGAAUCGAUGGUCCUGACGCAAGCUUCGACAAACGCGGAUCCUAUAACAUCGUCUGCAAGGUAAUUUUUGACAAGACGGGCGAGGUUUGGGCGGUGCGUUUUCCCCAACUCGGCAAGGGGCUGAUCUCCGAUGAGAAAGUUAUGUCUGAAGUUGCAGCGAUUGAGACUGUUCGCAAACAUACUGAUAUUCCCAUGCCUGAGAUCAUAAGAUGGGGAUUAUCAGAAGACAACGACCUUGGGCUUGGACCCUUCAUCAUCAGCACUUGGGUAGAUGGCAUCAGCCUGGGAGACGUCCUCGCCCUGCCUGAUAACGAUAGAAUGCUACGAGGCGAUCUCUCUGAUACUACUAUCGAACAUGUUUGGCGGCAGAUUGCUCACUUCAUGUUCCAAUUGUCCUGUAUAGAUUUCGACCACAUCGGGAGCUGUUCAGCGAUACCACAACGCCCACUGACUAUCAAGUCAAACCACAUAUUGGAGUCAGGUGGCGUGGACAUCUCUUGUCCUGCUAGCACGACUUUCACUUCCUCCAUUGACUAUUUCAAACACAUCGCUGACCACGAUCUACGGCAACUACACGAGCAACUAAACUCUGUCGAUGAUGAAGAAGACGCAAGACGGAAAUACAUCAACUGGACUGUCUUCCGCCGACUCAUUCCUCGGUUCGUCCAUCUUGACAACGGUCCUUUCAAACUCAUCUGCGACGAUUUCGGUCCGUUCAACAUGAUGGUGGACAACGCCGAAGAUCUCAACAUCGUUGCAGUUCUAGAUUGGGAGUGGUCGUAUGCUGGUCCGCAAGAGCUCUUUUGGUCACCACCUCUGUGGCUGCUCGGGCAACCUCCAGCUUCAUGGGAAGAUGGCCACGAUGAUUCACGCUUGUCGAGGUAUAACAAAUAUCUGGAUAUUUGGAUCAGAGUAAUUCAAGAGGAAGAGCAAAAGGUGCUGGACAUUAGCACCGGCGACGACCAUGACAAGGAGCUGCCUUCUGUUCUACUCCGGAAGCAACGACAAGACGGUUCAAUGUGGUUUUAUCACAUCAUGCAAGAAGCCUUUAAUGGGCCAAAUUCUAUACCAUUCAGUCGUCUACGAGAAGCUGUUCCUGACUUUGAGGAGUUAACUGUUGCGGUCUCCAAGGAAGAUACAGAGGCUUUUGUCAAGAUGAAGAUGGAGCAUAAAGACCGUUACGAGAAGGAUCUGGCUGAGAUCAAGGAACGAUAUCGUGGUGUGCCAUACAUGCAAGGAUAA